Drechmeria coniospora is the source of this 231-nucleotide messenger RNA. RefSeq lists its product as uncharacterized. The coding region runs from base 1 to 231 and encodes 76 amino acids. NCBI's taxonomy places the organism in Eukaryota, Fungi, Ascomycota, Sordariomycetes, Hypocreales, Ophiocordycipitaceae. The record is from RefSeq and is a predicted model, not a curated record. The transcript has a single exon.
AUGGAGGAGACGACGAGGACGGUCAAGGACAACGAUGCGGGGUGCUGCCCUCCGACGUGGGCGCACGGACGAAAGGAAGCGUCGGGUUGGGCAUGUUCGUUUCGGCGCGAGGACGAGGAACAGUACGAUAGAUCGGAUCAGUACAUAUUGAUGACGUCGCUGAGCAUGCCAUCUGAUCGGUCGACGUCACGAGACAUGGUGCUGGCCGAGGAUGGUGAAGGAGCCGACUGA